AUGGCUCUAUCCAACUUUUCGCUUCCUCUAAUUCCUAAGUCUAAGCCUAGAGUAUUUCCGAAACUUGUAGCUACCUUAACCCCACCACGUUCUCUUAAGUCCAACUUAAGCCACGAGAUGCUUCUCUUCUCGGCGUCUCCCACAGUGGCUGAGAUCGGGGCCUUGGCAGGCUACGACGUAGUUGUUGUAGAUUUGGAGCAUGGACCCGGUAGCGUUAGUGAGGCUUUGCAUUGUAACCGUGCGGUGAAGGCAGCUGGUUCUUCUAGUGUAAUUCGUGUGCAAGAGGUGACUUCAGCCUGGGCUAAGAAAGCCAUGGACGUCGAACCUAACGGAGUCAUGUUUCCUAAAAUAGAAAAUGCAAAAGAAGCUGAAUACGCCGUGUCUUUAUGCUGUUACCCACCUGACAGAGUCUGUGGAUGUGCGUACAAUCUAGUAAAGGUUUCGGAUUUUGGCUUGCCACAAACCUACCUACAAGACUUCAAAGAGAGGCUUCUCAUUAUGAGUCAGCUUAAGUAA
This is a messenger RNA of Camelina sativa (false flax), 516 nucleotides long. The record is from RefSeq and is a predicted model, not a curated record. NCBI's taxonomy places the organism in Eukaryota, Viridiplantae, Streptophyta, Magnoliopsida, Brassicales, Brassicaceae.